GCCAGAGCCUCCUCCAGUCUCCACAUCCCCGCCUCCCCUCCCUUCCCGCGCCGCGAAUGCUUGCAAGGCACCUAACCUAACCAGGACCUGGUUUAGUGGAGUGGUGACUUGCCGUCGCGUCGCGUACCACUGCCGCUAUUAUAUAUCGGCCGUCAGUGUCCCCCGGCCUAGCCCGAUCGCGGCAUCUCGUUUUCAGUUUGAUUCGAGUGCCGGGGAGGGGGGCGAUCGAUGGCGAAGGGCAACGGCGCUGCCAUGGCCGCCGCGGCGGUCCUCGCCCUGGCCGCGCUCCUGUGUUCGCCGGCCGCCGGGGAGCUGGCCCGGCUGGAGCACACGGCCAAGAACGGCGGGUCGCUCAGCCUCCUCGUCGUCGGCGACUGGGGACGCAAGGGCACGUACAACCAAUCCAGGGUCGCCGAGCAGAUGGGGAAAGUCGGUGAGCAGCUCGACAUCGACUUCGUCAUAUCCACCGGCGACAACUUCUACGAGAACGGCCUGACGGGCACAGAUGACCAGGCGUUCGAGCAAUCCUUCACCGACAUCUACACGGCGAAGAGCCUGCAAAAGCCCUGGUACCUCGUUCUGGGAAACCAUGACUACAGGGGUGAUGUGCUUGCACAGCUCAGCCCAGUCCUGCAAAAGAUUGACAGCCGGUUCAUUUGCAUGAGGUCGUUUAUUGUUAACGCAGAAAUUGUGGAUUUCUUCUUUGUUGACACGACUCCAUUUCAACUGAAGUACUGGACUCACCCUAAAGAUGAUCAUUAUGAUUGGAGAGAAGUGGCGCCUCGAGAAAAAUACUUAGCCAAUUUGUUGAAGGAUUUGGACGAGGCCAUGAAGAAAUCAACUGCAACGUGGAAGAUUGCCGUGGGACAUCAUACCAUGAGGAGUGUCAGUGAUCAUGGUGACACCAAGGAGCUUCUGCAGCUACUUCUUCCGGUCCUCCAGGCCAACGGCGUCGACUUCUACAUCAAUGGGCACGACCACUGCCUGGAGCACAUUAGCAGCAGGGACAGCCCGAUCCAGUACUUCACAAGCGGAGGCGGUUCGAAAGCAUGGAGAGGAGUGUUCCAGCCCAACGAAGAUAACCUUGAGUUCUUCUAUGACGGGCAAGGGUUCAUGUCCCUCCAGCUCGACCAAAACCAAGCCGAGUUCACCUUUUAUGACGUCGAUGGGAAUGAGCUGUACCAAUAUACGCGGUCGAGCCCGAUGGAAACGAGCCACCUCCGGCCGUCCGGCUACGCCACAGAGGAAUGAGUCGGAUGGAGAUCACCACGAGAGAUUAGAGAUCGGUUCAGGUAUCCGACAUCACUGUAAAAUUUGAUUGUGGCAUUGUGAUAAGCGGCGGAGAAGUGAUCUGAGAGAAAAAUGUACUAGUACUGAAGUAUGGCGUGUAGUUCAUCCAUCCACGGAGAAGGAAUACCUAGGUUCGGUUUAUGUCGUCGUCGCUUCAUUGUCGCUUCGAGCAUUUGUCACUGCCACAGUCGAGCAUGAGGAAAACGAGGCACCAUUUUCCAUCA
Setaria italica (foxtail millet) is the source of this 1514-nucleotide messenger RNA. Its product is annotated as purple acid phosphatase 4. Lineage: Eukaryota; Viridiplantae; Streptophyta; Magnoliopsida; Poales; Poaceae. Bases 229 to 1251 code for a protein of 340 amino acids. The record is from RefSeq and is a predicted model, not a curated record. Gene Ontology annotation, molecular function: ferric iron binding; ferrous iron binding; acid phosphatase activity. The transcript is spliced from 7 exons.